AUGGCGUGUCUGUCUGCAGCGAAGAACAGAAAUGUCUACCAGCGGAGUGGAACCCGCAGCCCAGAGUCCGCUGAUGUCCUGCAGGGUUGGUCGGCUGCCAUGUGGAACGGCUUCCCUGACCUGCUGCCCCCCUCCUCAGGAUGCUCAGCCCCUGAACCAUGGCUCCUCCCCGGCUGCAGUUCUGUCUAUGACAGCCUUGUCAGGUGGGUGGAGCACCUGGUCACUGAUCCCCUGCUUUAUAAGGGAUCGGGUCCUGCUACCAGUGGACCUCGAGGACGAGAACGAACAGGGAGCAAACCGCGCAGGCCAUCCAUCCUGGAGCGCUGCAUCCUCAAAGUGUCCCACAGCAGUGUGGCUGUGGGGACAGAUGAUGUUGAUGGUAAAAGGCCAACUUUCUCUCGCUGCUAUAGCCGCUUGCCAGAUCCAGCAAACACGGAGACCAAUGCGGCGGUCUUGAAGCGGCGUCAGAAACAGAUCCAGUAUGGCAAGAACACCAGCGGCUACCAGAACUAUGUGCAACAGGUCCCCAAACACCUGCGGGAUCCUAAGCUCCACCCAUCCACUCCCAACAAGUACCGCAAAUACAGCCGGCGUUCCUGGGACAUGCAAGUCCGUCUGUGGAGGCGGGCACUGCACAUGUGGGACCCACCAACCAGUGAUGAGCCGGACACGCCAGACCCAGUGGAGCAGCUGCAGAGUCAGCUGGCCAAGAUGACUUCGGACCUGUGUGAGGACAGAGGAGAUGAGCAGAGAGAGGAAACUCCUGCAGCCUCAGAAGCCUCCUCGGUGUCUCCUCUGUCCAUGGAGGUUCCUGGAUCCUGGAUGAUCCCAUUGUCCCCGCAGGUGGAGAUGAGCCGCCGGCCUCUUCGCUCUCCUCCUGGUCUCAGCUACACUCACAGGAGUCAGCUGACCCCUGAUGAUGGCAUGAAUGACUGGCUCCGGCUCCUGAUGGAAACCGACCAUACCUCAGAUUUCGGCUCAGAUGACCAGCAGGUUCCCGUGUUUUCUGACCAGCUCUUCUGGAAUCCGUACUAGUGAUCCAAUCCAACAUGAGCCCAGUUUGACCCGUUGUUGACAUAAUUGGCCGUGGCGUCUUUAUCUGCUGACUCUGAACAUUUUUCAAUGUGUUUCUGGAGCAUCCAACUCGUCUUUUUAACGUCACCAACUUCACUGACAGCAGGGACGUAAUCCGUCCCUGAUCUGAGCUCCGUCUGCCCUUCUGACCCGUUCUGGCAGCGGGAGGGAGCUGGACUCUUUAUUGUUUGCACUUGUUUUACUUUAACUAUCAAACUGAGCACUUGUCACCUGCAUCACAUCCAAGUCCUACACUGAGGGGAAAGUCACGCGUUUGUCCUGUUUGUCACUUGGUUGUUCCUCGGUCCCUCACAUACAACCUUUACUCGUAGUUGUCAUGUUUCCUUUUAAAAAACAAAGCUCCUGAUUGGAUGGGGGGGUGCUGCCACUUUGUUUUCUGAUAUUUAUUUUA
Messenger RNA from Cyprinodon variegatus (sheepshead minnow), 1486 nucleotides. RefSeq lists its product as uncharacterized. The transcript is spliced from 9 exons. Gene Ontology annotation, biological process: mRNA transport; mRNA 3'-end processing by stem-loop binding and cleavage. NCBI's taxonomy places the organism in Eukaryota, Metazoa, Chordata, Actinopteri, Cyprinodontiformes, Cyprinodontidae. The record is from RefSeq and is a predicted model, not a curated record. The coding region runs from base 1 to 1035 and encodes 344 amino acids. Gene Ontology annotation, cellular component: histone pre-mRNA 3'end processing complex; cytoplasm. Gene Ontology annotation, molecular function: mRNA binding; histone pre-mRNA stem-loop binding.